Molecule: messenger RNA, 882 nt
Organism: Pocillopora damicornis (cauliflower coral)
Lineage: Eukaryota; Metazoa; Cnidaria; Anthozoa; Scleractinia; Pocilloporidae
Source: RefSeq, a predicted model, not a curated record
CAAGUGGCCAGAGACAAACUCACCCGUCAAGAGCUUAUUUUCCGAAUAUUUUUAGGUAAAUCGACAAAAAUUAACUUUUUGUGUGUGUGUGUGUGUGUGGAAUAUACUAAAGCAUUUAUCUACCUCAGUGUCAAGGAUAAUGGUGGAUAUUUUCCUUCACUUUGUUAAAUUAUUUACAGUAAAAUUACGUCCCUUAAUAAUUUCUUUUAAUUUUUCUGUCAAAAGAAAUGACCAAUUGUCUAAAAAGUAUAAAACAAAAUUAAAGCGAGACACCCAGGCUGAUAAAACUGUUUUCACUUUAGCACAGUCUUUGACAGGGUGUCAAAACCACUUCCACGACUUCAACAUUUGAACAGAUCCUUGAUGGACACAGAGUUGAUAAUGAUUAGAGAAAGUUUGCUAAGAAUUUUUUUCUGUUUUCUUAUUUUUUUUGUAACCGGAGGAUCAUGCUGGAAUUUUUACGAUAACUUUGAGGAUAUCUUGCGGACUCGUCAAAUUCCCGGAAGGUCAGACAUUGGUCAGCACCGGCUCUCAAAACAGUUUGUAGUUUCAAAAAUGGCAUGCCUUGAUAUCUGCUUGCGAACAACAAGAUGUGCUUCUUUUAAUCUGCUAGAGAGGACUGAUAAGAAAUGGAACUGCAUCAUACUUGACAAAACUCCUCGGGAAUCAGAUAAACUGAAACGUACAGAUACAGGUUGGAUGAAUUUCAACGUUAGCUCGCAAGAACUUCAGAAGAUUUUGUCCUUUGACACCCAACUUUGCCUUCUGGAAAGAUCUCCUCGCUGACACUGAUGAAGAAAACGUUUCCUGACCCAAGCAUGAGUUUGAUGAUAAGAAAGCGAAGGCAAUGAUUUGUAUAUUUUGCGGAAAUAAAAUUAAUCA